This is a messenger RNA of Drechmeria coniospora, 1194 nucleotides long. Its product is annotated as peptidase family T4 protein. Lineage: Eukaryota; Fungi; Ascomycota; Sordariomycetes; Hypocreales; Ophiocordycipitaceae. Gene Ontology annotation, molecular function: aminopeptidase activity. The transcript has a single exon. The coding region runs from base 1 to 1194 and encodes 397 amino acids. The record is from RefSeq and is a predicted model, not a curated record.
AUGAAGAUGUCGACCAAGUCCUCGCGGGGCCGUGUUCGCCACGUCCUCCCGAACCUGUACUACGGAAGAUGGGCCGCCGGGCCGCUGAACUCCAUCACGGACGUGCCUGGCGUCUUGGUGCACACGCAGUCCAUCGAGCCCGAUGGGGACGUGCACACGGGCGUCACGACUAUCCUCCCUCGCAAGGACUGGAUGGAGUACUCGACCUUUGCUGCCGUCUUCCGCUUCAACGGCUGCGGAGAGAUGACGGGCUCGCAUUGGCUCGACGAAACGGGUCUGCUGUGCUCGCCCAUCGUCAUCACGGCGACGUCGUCCGUGGGCGAAGGCUACCGCGGCGUGCAGGAGCACUUCUACCGCCGCCGCCGCCGCAGCAAGGAUGAGUUUGAUGGCGGGGGCGUCGACCUGUUCAUGUUUCCGCUCGUCGCCGAAACCUUUGACGGCUUCCUCAGCGACCCUGGGCGAUUUGCCGUCACGGCGCGGCACGUCAUGGACGGCAUCGACAAGGCAAGCCCUGACGCCGUCCCGGAGGGUAACACGGGCGGCGGCACCGGCAUGAUCUGCCACCGAUUCAAGGGCGGCACCGGAUCGAGCAGCCGAACCGUCCAGGGCAUCGGCGUCGACGGAGGCGAGACGAGCUUCACCGUCGGCGUUCUCGUGCAGGCCAACUACGGAUUGGCCGAGAACCUGCGCAUAGGUGGCGUCCCCGUCGGCCACGUGCUCGAAAGGGAGGGCAAGCUCCCGGUGGAACGUUCCGGGGCCAGGGAGCGACUCAAGGACGGAAGCAUCAUCGUCAUCAUCGCCACCGACGCUCCGCUCGUGCCCAUCCAGCUGCAGCGCCUCGCCAAGCGCGCGACCGUUGGCCUGGCCAAGGUGGGAGGCUACGGUGCCAACACGUCGGGCGACAUAUUCCUCGCUUUCUCCACCGGCAAUCGCAUCCCGUCGCAGGUGAUGACCUUGAGCGGCGAAACGGCGGUCCAUGCGGAGAAGGCACAGGAGAGGAUGGUGCGGAUGACGGACAACGAUUCGAUCAACGGCCUGUUCGAGGCGGCCGCCGACGCAACCGAGGAGGCCAUAUACAACGCCAUGUUCAUGGCCGAGUCCAUGACGGGCUUCAAGGGUCGACGCGUAGAGGCGUUGGAUCUGGAUGCGAUCAAGAAGAUUGUUGAAACAGGAUUGUCGUCAGGGAAAGAGUAG